AUGGGUGCGAAUCAGUCUACUCACAUUACGAGCGCGGACCCUCUUCAGUUCGCAUCUGUCGAUGUUACCGAUGAUCCGGCGUCCUGGACGACAUACGAAUACAUUGUGGUUGGAGGAGGUUCCGCUGGCUGCGUCCUCGCUGCGAGAUUGUCAGAAGACCGAAAUGCAACGGUUUUACUGCUCGAGGCAGGAAAGAGCCACUUGAGCGACGUGCCCACCAGGAUUCCAUUUGGGUUCUCCAAGAUUUUCAGGACGCCCACUGACUGGAACCUCUAUACGACAGCUCAGACAAAUUUGCAUGGUCGCGAGACGUACUUUCCCCGUGGCAAAAUACUAGGAGGUACCAGCGCUACUAAUGCGCUGAUCUACCACCACUGCUCCCCCGAGGACUUCGAUGAAUGGGUGUCACUUGGUGCAACGGGGUGGUCGUAUGCUGACCUACUCCCCUACUUCAAGAAGUCUGAGAAGCAUACUCCUAACACAAAGAUCGCUAGAACGGAUCUCUCUUCUCGUGGAUUGGACGGUGCCUGGCAGACCAGACAUCCGUCGGAAGUUGCACCCAUUGACGGUUACGCCAUCGAAGCAUGCAAAAAUUUGGGAAUACCACAUACUGAAGACAUCAACACCCCAAAAGGCACUAUGGGCGUGACCCAUCUCACCGGCAAUAUCAACUCAAAGGGACAGAGGGAUUCUGCAGCAACGGCAUAUCUCACCAACGAAGUCGUAUCCAGACCGAACUUGACUAUCGCCACCAAUAUCAUGGCGGAGAAGGUCGUAUUCGACGAAUCGGGGCCAACAAUCCGUGCGACCGGGGUUGUGGUCUCCGUAGGUCCUACAUCGCCUCGGUAUCAUGUCGCCGCCUCGCGCGAGAUCAUCUUAUGCGCGGGAGUGGUUGGGACUCCUCAGAUGCUCAUGUUGUCUGGGAUCGGUCCUGUCGAAGAGCUCGCGAAGCACGACAUUCCUCUUGUACAUGCGCUUCCAUCAGUGGGGCGAAACCUCGUGGAUCAUGUCUCGACUGGACCGCUUCCCUUCCGCGCGAAGCCAGGGUUCACCUAUGACUAUAUCACCAACAGGUUUUCCGGCUUUCUAGCGCUUUUGAAGUGGUACGCUUUCGGCACUGGCCCACUAUCGUCCAUGGGUUGGCCCUCUGCUGCAUUCGUGCGCUCGACGGACCCCAGUCUGCCCGUCAGUCGAACGGGAGAAGAGCCGAUCCCGGUCACAGAUCAAACCUCUAGGCCAGGCGCCCCUGAUGUGGAGCUGAUCUGGUUUCCCAUGACGGUAUUCGACGACAAAUUCGCAAAACCGCCGCCUGGUACCCAUGGCGUGACUCUCGCUGCCUUGUUGCUGCGCCCAGAGAGCAAGGGAAACAUCACGUUGAGGUCGCGCAGCAUUUGGGAUGCGCCCUUAAUUGAUCCCAACUGCCUCGCGACCGAAAACGACCUGAACAUAUUGAUUCGUGCGACACGCCUCCUUAUGCGCCUCGCGCGUACCGAGCCGCUGGCAUCUGCGCUUGAGUUCGGGCCCCAUUCCGGAGACAAGAGCUCGCCGUGGUGGCUUUGCGAUGCCGACCCGGACAAGGUUACCGAUAAGGAGCUUGAAGACCUGCUGCGCGAUAAUGCCCUGCCUGCUAAGCAUCCCGUGUGCACUGCCAGUAUGGGCUCUUUCCCAGAGACGAGCGUCGUGGACGCUGAGCUCCGUGUGCACGGAAUAGACGGACUCAGGAUCGUCGACGCUUCGGUAUUCCCGUCUCAGCUUUCGGGGCAUCCGUGCGCAGUCAUCGUCGCGAUGGCGGAGAAAGCUGCAGACAUGAUCAAGAAGACGAGGCGUGUGUUAUAA
Trametes versicolor FP-101664 SS1 is the source of this 1836-nucleotide messenger RNA. Its product is annotated as GMC oxidoreductase. The transcript is spliced from 16 exons. Bases 1 to 1836 code for a protein of 611 amino acids. NCBI's taxonomy places the organism in Eukaryota, Fungi, Basidiomycota, Agaricomycetes, Polyporales, Polyporaceae. Gene Ontology annotation, molecular function: flavin adenine dinucleotide binding; oxidoreductase activity, acting on CH-OH group of donors. The record is from RefSeq and is a predicted model, not a curated record.